This is a messenger RNA of Dicrocoelium dendriticum, 1245 nucleotides long. The record is from the annotation of a GenBank genome assembly. NCBI's taxonomy places the organism in Eukaryota, Metazoa, Platyhelminthes, Trematoda, Plagiorchiida, Dicrocoeliidae.
GUUUGCUUACCCAGCGCAGUAUUGCCAAUAACAACGCAACCAUGCCGCGUCGGAGAUAUAGCGGAUCUCCGUCCUCUCGCACGACUCUUCCCGCACGUCCCACACCUUCAUUGCCAGCCCACCCGCCGCAGGCGCAACCAAAACAGCCGGGUUUGAUGGGACAAAUGGCUGCUACCGCUGGUGGAGUUGCUGCUGGGCACGUGAUGGGAUCGGCAAUAAUGGGUGCACUGUCUGGUGGUAACAACGAAAGUGCUGCAGCUCGUCAAGGCGUUGACACAUCGAACGUGCAACAAGGAAACCCGUGUCAAUUUCAAAUCGAUGAGUUGAUCCGGUGCACCCAAUUGCAACAUGAUAUAACAUUUUGCACGGGGUUUUCUGAAGCGCUCAAGGAAUGCUCUAAGGCUUAUGGUCUCUAUCCCGGACAACACUGACUUUGAAUCGUUUACUCAUUAGUUACGCUGACAUUUAUGUUUCUGUAGUUAAAAAACUCUGCUUGACUUGCUUUUUCUGAUUAUCGCCAAGUUGUUGGUUUAUCGCUGGGUCGCUGGACGCUUCCCUGUUCAUAGAAUGCAUUUGUGUCACAUGAAGCAUGUGUAGUGCACCGAACGAUGUCUCGUUCAUGUAAACGAAUGUGCGACACUCGCUCUUCGUCACUACUAUCCACCUUCUGCAUACUUGUCUUGCUGUUCAUUUAGGAGCAACUGGCCUCAAAACUGUUUCGACUUUUCCGUACAGAUGCAAAUUCAAAUUUUGUCCUUUCAGAACACAUCCGCUAUUCACGGUAUUUGUACUCUAAACGAGCUCCAUUCAUUAAAUCUCCAUUGAGUGUUCGCUCAAUGCUAGACGUUCUGUCAGCAUGAAGACAGUCGGUAACCAGCUAUCCUCAAAUUAACCACUAUGUUUUUAAUGCAUGAUGUAUCAUUCUUUCUAGUUAUGACUAUUGAGAGGAUCUCGCUGUUAAACUGUCCUAUUCUUGGGCUUCCAUUCAGCCCCUUUGAACGGUAUGCGCUAACACCUGGGUGUUGAGUUUUAGACUCAGCUCUAGGUUAUUUUAUCCGAUAUUUCCUUUUGAGGAACCAAGUCAAUGAAAGCGCUGCCUUCCGCCUGUGUAACGUUAGACUAUUGGUUCAACAAGCGUUGUUCUGUGUCUCGAGUAUCGGGUUGCCAAGAUAUGUGAACUCUUGUGGUUAAACACUCUCCGACAUGCUGUAGGCGUGCUAUCAGAGCGCUCUUAAAUUCGUACUG